GGAGGGGAGCGCUGCCGCCAUGUGCCAGGCGCAGGAGGAGUACGGGGGCUGCGGCCAGCCCCGGAGGCGGCCCCGCGUCAGCUGUGCGCAGAAGUGCAUGAAGUGCAAGGAGGCCUCUCCUGUGUUAGUCAUUCGUGUUGGAGAUGCCUUUUGCAAGGCCUGUUUUAGGGAGUAUUUUGUUCACAAGUUCCGUGCGAUGCUUGGGAAGAAUCGUGCCAUUUACCCAGGAGAAAAGGUUCUUCUUGCAUUAUCAGGUGGACCUGCCUCCAGCUCAAUGCUUCGACAAGUCCAAGAGGGGCUGAGUCGGGAGACAGCCAAGAAACUGCGCUUUAUGCCGGGCAUCAUCUACGUUGACGAGGGAGCCGUGUGCGGGCAAAGCCUGGCAGAGAGAGAGAAGACGCUGCUCCAGCUGGAGACCGUCCUGCAAGCCUCGGGGUUUCCAUAUCACCUGGCCCACCUAGAAGAGGUGUUUGACUUGCCCAGCUCCAUCCUGCAGCGUGUGCCCCACAAUCCCGCAGGGCCCAAGGACAGCUACAAGGAGGCGGUGGAGGGCUUUAUCCGCCAGCAGAGGCAGGAGGAGGGCGGAGGUCCCUCUCUGCCUGAGAGGCAGAUCCAGGAGAAGCUUGCCAAGGUCAGCGUGCGAGAUGCGCCCGGAAUGGAGGGGCUGGCCGCCCCGGAAGCCAGGCUGUUGGCUGCAGUCCGGACCGAGCAGCUGAUCCGGCUCUUUGGGUCCGUGAAGACGUUGACGGCUAAAGAAGAGCUGCUGCAGACCCUGCGGAACCACCUGAUCCUGCACAUGGCCAGGGCCCACGGGUACUCCAAGGUCAUGAUGGGAGACAGCUGCACCCGCCUGGCUGUCAAACUGCUGACCAACCUCUCCCUGGGGCGGGGGGCCUCCCUCGCCAUGGACACGGGCUUCUCGGACGAUCGCCAUGGCGACGUGGUGGUGGUGCGGCCCAUGAGGGAGUACUCUGCCAAGGAAAUCGCCUUCUACAACCACCUGUUUGGCGUUCCCACGGUCUUCACUCCUGCCUUGGACACCAAGGCCCUGGAGAAGGCCAGCAUACACCGGGUGAUCGAGCGCUUCCUCUACGGGCUGCAGGCAGAGUUCCCCUCGACCGUCAGCACCGUGUACCGGACGGGCGAGAAGCUGAGCGCGACCCCUGGAGACGCCGGCCCUGCCGCUGAGCCCGAACGCUGCCUCCUGUGCUUGUGCACCCUGGACACCAACGUGGAGGACGGCUCUGCUUUGCAAGCCAUCCUGGUCUCGGAGCGGCUCUCCCAGCAGAAGCUGCCAGCUGCGGCGCCCGCCGGGAGAGGGUGCUGCCUGGGGGCAGAGGAGCAGAGAGGAUGCUGCAUGAACACGACAGCUCCAGGGGCCGACGCCCGGGCCGACUUCCUGCCCCUGCUCUGCUACGGCUGCAGACUGACCAUCAAGGACACGACCUGCCUGGAGAGCCUCCCGCUCUACGUCCGCUCGGAGGCAGAGCGCAGGAAACGCAGGGCCGCGAUGAAGCUGGAAAUCCAGGAGUUCUUGCUGGAAGAUGAAGCUGUGACUCCGGGUGAGAGCUGACAGGUGGACCACGCUCCCAACGAGCUCGACGCUUCCCUGGCUGUCAGGGGCCCC
Messenger RNA from Terrapene triunguis (Three-toed box turtle), 1627 nucleotides. RefSeq names its product cytoplasmic tRNA 2-thiolation protein 2-like. The transcript has 15 exons. Gene Ontology annotation, cellular component: cytosol. Lineage: Eukaryota; Metazoa; Chordata; Testudines; Emydidae. Gene Ontology annotation, biological process: tRNA wobble position uridine thiolation. Gene Ontology annotation, molecular function: tRNA binding; sulfurtransferase activity. The record is from RefSeq and is a predicted model, not a curated record. Bases 20 to 1573 code for a protein of 517 amino acids.